Messenger RNA from Thrips palmi, 1471 nucleotides. RefSeq names its product ankyrin repeat domain-containing protein 16-like. Gene Ontology annotation, molecular function: protein binding. The transcript has 6 exons. The coding region runs from base 391 to 1419 and encodes 342 amino acids. The record is from RefSeq and is a predicted model, not a curated record. Lineage: Eukaryota; Metazoa; Arthropoda; Insecta; Thysanoptera; Thripidae.
AACGAGUGUUUCGCAACUGAAAACACCCGUUCAAAGUCGGUCGUCUGUAGCUUUGAACUUUAAUUAUCCUUAUUUUCUGUUAGAUGAUGCGGCUUCUUCUUUCUCGAGUGCUUCUGCUGUCGUGGUCGACGGAACGGAACAGAUCCUUGGCAGAGGUUGGGCACCUUGCAGCGUAGCAGAAGAUGUAGCAGACGACGUACUUGAAACAGAUGUUUUGAUGUUCCUUCCACAUUGUAGUGCCCAACAGUUUAUACUUGUUUUUUAUGUUUUUGGACCGACACAGCACAGUGUUAAUAAAGAAACCAGAGAUCUGUUUUGCACCAGUGCAACAUUUAGAUUCUGUCAAAUUGGAUUUCUGCUCUUGAAAGCGGGUUUCUUUGAAUAUAAACCAUGUCAAACGACAUGAAGAGUCGAAUUCUGGGUCUCGCUCGGAAAGCAAAGAUUUCUGAAAUGGAACAGACAUUACAGUCUGCUGGUGUUCACUGGAUUGAAUGUAGAUACCCUUCAGGUGACACUCCUUUGCAUGUGGCUGCUCAGAGUGGCAAUAUUCCUGUACUCAGGUAUCUCAGUGAAGUCUGCAAUUCUGAGACAAAUCAUGUUGACAUCACCAAUCUAGCUGGGAAAACAGCCUUACAUGAGGCAUGCCAAAACUCACAACCCGAGGCAGUAGCAUACCUUCUCAGCAAAGGUGCUAAUGCUCGUGCAAUAAAACAGGCAGACUGGACUCCUCUUAUGCUCGCUUGUACCAAGACAGGAAAAAAGGCCUUAGCCUGUUGUCAGCUCUUGCUGGAAAAUGGAGGUUCAGCCCUUUUGAGGGACAAAAAUAAGGAUGGAUGGAAUUCUAUACAUGUUGCAGUGAGAGAAGGUGAUACAUCUAUUGUGAAAUUGCUUCUUGAAGCUGACCCAGACUGUAAAGAAGUUACAAUGAGAAGUAACAAUGGGAGAACCCCCCUGCAUACAGCAGCCUUGCAUGGCUGCACUGAGGUUGUGAAACAGCUGUUGAACAUCAGUGCUGUAGAUUUAAAUUCAAAGGACUCUUGUGGGGCAACACCAGUUCACGAUGCUGUUCGAAGUGGAAAUGUUGAAACAUUUACAACACUUGUUACUGCUGGUGCUAAUUUAUCAUUAUUAAACAAAGAAGGAUAUGGGGUGCACCACAUGGCUGCCCAAGCUGGCCAGUGCCAAAUGCUUGAAACACUCUCAGGACUCAUCAAGUCGGAUGAUGGAUUGGGGUCUUUUAAAACAACUCCCCUUCACUGCGCUGUACGAGCAGGACAGAUUAAAUCGGUUGAAACUCUUUUGGCCAUGGGUGCCGACCCAACAAAGCUGGAUUCAUGGGGGCGCUCAUGUCAUGACAUUUUACCAGAAAGGAAUACUCCAGAAAUUAAGAGUAUGUUGGACAAUUUUCAGCAGAGAUAAAUGAUUGGUACAAUAUAAUGAAACAAAGAUUGAUAAUAAUGGUCAUAAUUUA